This is a messenger RNA of Copidosoma floridanum, 1185 nucleotides long. RefSeq names its product arrestin domain-containing protein 17. NCBI's taxonomy places the organism in Eukaryota, Metazoa, Arthropoda, Insecta, Hymenoptera, Encyrtidae. Gene Ontology annotation, cellular component: cytoplasm. Gene Ontology annotation, biological process: protein transport. The record is from RefSeq and is a predicted model, not a curated record.
UUAGAACUUAAAGAGUGAUCGUCUGGUGAUCGUGUGAUCGUCCGGUCACAUUGUUUAGUGCUCUCUGUCAUCUAGUAAUUGUUUCUACUUUUUCAGUGCAUCAUACAUCAGUUGUUUCUCAAGGUGAGAUUCCCAUGCUUUCUGUUGAAUGAACGAAGUACUGCAAAGUGCAAAUAUUAUAUAGGUAUAUAACUUGCCUCUUGCAUCCGUGAUUCGGUGGUGCAUCGCCGUUCUCCGCAUUCCAUUGGAUUGGUCGUCGUUGUGAGCUUCGCAUCGCAGAGAUCUGCAUCCAGAGAUCGCGCGAUGGGCCUCAAGGAAUUUAAAAUACACUUUGACAGCCCGUACGCUACCUACCAUCCGGAACAGACAGUCACUGGAAAAAUCAUCCUCGAGCUUGAUUCCCCCAAAAAAAUACGAGGUAUCAAAUUGAGCGUUAAGGGAGAAGCUGAUACUUAUUGGUCAACUGAUAGGGAGGAAUUAAACAAUGAAGGUCGUUACAUUAAUGAGACGGACGUAGUUACUGGCCAUGAGGAUUACUUUAAGGCUCAUUUUUACGUUCUUGGAUCAGAAUCAAGUCAAGAAAUAGAAUUACCCGCUGGAACGCACACUUAUCCCUUUAACUAUGUGCUUCCUCCCAAUUUGCCAAGUAGUUUUGAGUCUGACUUUGGGCGUAUUCGCUAUACAGCCAAAGCAGUCUUGGAUCGCCCAUGGAAAUUCGAUCAAGAAACUAAAGUAGCUUUUACAGUUGUCUCUCACUUUGAUUUGAAUAAAGAGUCAAGUGCUUCGGAACAAGUUGAUCUUGAAGAAAAUAAGACAUUUUGCUGUCUAUGCUGUGGAACUCCACCACUGUCUGUUAAUGUUAGGCUGCCUGUAAGAGGAUAUGUACCAGGACAGGCAAUACCUGUCAAAGUGAAUGUUGAAAAUCAAUCUGGCGUUACAGUUGAUACAAUAAAACUUAAACUUGUCAAGAUAAUAACGUAUUCUGCAACUACACCACGUACCGAAAAGAAAGUUGUGGAUCUGACAGUUUCAGAGGUAAGCAAGGGACCAGUAAAUGGGAAUGAAACGACAAGUUAUGAACAAAACCUGGAUGUACCUCCUCUACCUCCAUCAUUCCUCAAUCAUUGUGGUCUGAUAGAUUUGGAGUAUAAAUUAACAAUAGAAGCUUGUGUCUCAGGACUGUAA